AUGGCAUCGUCAAAGGAAAUGCAAUCGACAGUCAGACCAUUGACCCACCGUCCAUCCAUUCCCAGCGCGCCGAACGCGAUCGGAGCCUUGAGUCCAGGCAGUUCCAAUAGCCUCGCAACCCGACAGCCGCACUCACGAACAGGAUCCCAUUCGAUUAUUGGAGCUGCCCUAAACGCGAACCACCGAGUCAGUCGUCGGAAGAGCAUGACGAGCCCCGGGGCCACAAACGUUGCUGCCAUGGCAGCGCUGAUACAAGAAGCGGAUGCUUUGCCCGUUCCAAGUGCUGGAGCCGGUGGCCGUCGCAACACCGCGUCGAAAACCAGCGCCGGCACUAUCAGCGGGUCGCCCGGCUUCUUUUCCCGCGCGCCAUCGGCCAUGGCGGCCGCUAUGGCCAUCGCAAACGGAACGAUUGGCGGCCUGCCCCUGCCGUCUCCACCCGCGAGCCUACCCAGCCGGAAGUUUGUCACAGCCGAUGGCAGUGCCAUUGACGACGACUUCAACGAUAUGUCGGACGUGGAGGACGAUUCGACCAUGCGAAGCGACCUAGGAGCGAACAUCUUCGACAUGGCGCACAUUCGCCGUGCCAGCGACGGUCAGCCGCUUGUCAAGGAGGGCCGGAGGAGCAGCACCCGUAUGGACCUGCGCUGCGAUAAGUGCGGGAAAGGAUACAAGCAUAGCAGCUGCUUGACAAAGCAUUUCGGCGCUGCCCGGGCCUCGAUCUCGCAGACGGUCGGCGCUGCGCUGUGCACAUUUCGGACGGUCAUCGGCGGCGUCGGCACUCCCACCAUCCGAUCCUCUUGUCACCACCUCCUUAUUCAGAAUGUGCAGCUGCUCGAAGCCGCCUCCGUGCUGGUAGCAAUGAACAACCAACACCCCAACGCCGACGUUACUGUGGUGAACACCCCGCCGGAGUCGGCUCGAGACUAUACCAGUGAGCGUGACUCUGCAUCACCGAUUGCUUCGACGUAUUUCGAACAGAACGACGGACACAGCUCUGUCGACACGACACCCCCUCCGCAACUGGAGGGUGCCAUGAACAUCGACGGGCCCAAGAGGGACCCGUCACUACCUCAUUCGUCGCCACCGGCAUCGCUGCUGGCAGAACGCCGCCACUUUUUGCAGCGAUUUGGGCCAGGCAACGGCCAUGGCGGCAUUUCCCAGUCGUACCAAUCCGGCCUCCCCGCUGGCCCUGUGGCUGGUAGAACGCUUUCUACUGGAUCCGUCACGAGCGACGCAUUCGCAUUCGGACACCAGCCACACCGAGGCAGCCUUCGGCCAUCGUCAUCGGGUCGGAAUACGACCGGCCAAGAAGACAAUGAACUGGCAGCAGCGGUAGAGAUGCUGAGCUGCAGCUUCAACAGCGCCGGCGGGGAAGUUCACGGCUUCGUGCAAAAUAUGCCCCCCGUGCCGCCCGUCCCGGCCAUGUAUCUAGGGCAGACUGCGCAACCCCUUGACGAUACGAGCUUCAUCAGCAGCUUUCCAAGCCGUGCUCCGGAAAGUUUCACGCGCGGCGAUCGUUUCAGUGUUAGUGGCUGCGACGACGUCAUGAUGGAAGAGAGCAGCGAAAGCUUGACGGAUGAAGACGACGAUGAUAUUCGCUCUCGUGCUCGAAGUGACGACGACGACGAUGGCGUGUUUGGACGCAUGGAAGAAUAG
Molecule: messenger RNA, 1656 nt
Organism: Grosmannia clavigera kw1407
Lineage: Eukaryota; Fungi; Ascomycota; Sordariomycetes; Ophiostomatales; Ophiostomataceae
Product: c2h2 finger domain containing protein
Exons: 4
Coding region: 1-1656 (551 amino acids)
Source: RefSeq, a predicted model, not a curated record